AUGGCGGGGCGGCGGCGGGCGCUGCCGCGGCUGCUGCUGCGCUGCCUCCUGCUGGGGCUGCUGGGCGGCGGCGGCGGGGGCCAGCCCGGCGGCGGCGAGUACUGCCACGGCUGGGUGGACGGGCAGGGGGGCUACCACGAGGGCUUCCAGUGCCCCGAGGGCUUCGACACGGCGGCCGCCACCAUCUGCUGCGGCUCCUGCGCGCUGCGCUACUGCUGCGCCGCCGCCGAGGCUCGCCUGGAGCAGGGCGGCUGCACCAACGACCGGGAACCCUCGGAGCCGGGAGUCACCGCCCAACCGAUCUACGUUCCAUUCCUCAUCGUUGGAUCAAUAUUUAUUGCCUUCAUUAUCGUGGGCUCUCUGGUAGCAGUUUAUUGUUGCACAUGUUUAAGACCUAAACAACCGUCACAGCCAAUGCGCUUUUCUCUGCGGAGCUAUCAGACCGAGACUCUCCCCAUGAUCUUGGCCUCCACAAGCUUCAGGACACCAUCCAGGCAGUCCAGUACGGCGACAAGUUCCAGUUCGACCGGCAGCUCCGUUCGCAGGUUCUCCUUCCCCCGGGCAGAGCCGGGGGGCCUUGCGGCGUCCUCACCUCCACCGUACACGUCUGGCUGCUUCCAGACUGCCCAUACAGUCCACCUGACCCAGCCAUCAGGAUUUCUGGUGUCUCCGCCGUACUUUGGGUAUCCUCUCCAGCCAGAGCCUGCCGUGGCUGGGAAGAGCUGCUCUGAUUUUACUCAGAGCUGAAAGAAGUUGGCAAGAAGUAAUGCAGCCUUUGCAACCACAGGGACUGCUGCUGUUGGGUGUCACACUGAUGUGCUCUGUGGCUGCAGAAGUCAGAACUGUUCCUGUGGGUGAGUUGCCCUUGAAAAGUGAGGGGUCUCACUUGAGAUUGCAUUUCCCAAACUUGGAUCGCACUUAAAAAGGAAUUGUAAAACACUCCAAACAGUUGCUCUAAAACUGGACUGCUCUGCCGAAUUUGUGCGGAGUAUGUUCAGAGACAAAUAAAAGAACCAUGUUGGGACAAAAGUACUCGGUGUUAUAAAUGACAUUUUACCCUAAUGCAGUUAACUAAGUUAACAAACAGUGGCACUGAUAAUAAUCAGACUAGUUCUAUAAAGCAGCAAUAAGCCUGAGAGGUAGAAGAGGAGCGAUACUUACUAAAGAGGAUCCUUGAAAACAUCUGACUGCUUACCACUUCCAUGAGCAAUGAAAGUAAGAGGAAGAAUUUCAUUUGAUAUCAAAAUGCAGAAGUUUUUUAAAAAUACACAUAAUCUACCUGAACUUACACUGCAUUUUUGUAUUAGUAAACUUUAACGAUGGUAGAUAAAACUAGUACUAAUUAGGCUAGUUGAAGAUCAGACAGCCCCACAUAACCAUUAUCACCAAUUACUUUGCCACAUAAAAUUCUAAAAAUAGCAUUCAGCUAAAGCAUUCUUCACAAGUAUUUAUUGUCAGCUUUUUGCUCAGCAAGUGUAAGUUGGACAAACUGAUCGUGAAGCUCUGUUUGUAAAAUUAGCCAUGUAUAAAAUGUAAAGAGAAGUUUGUAAUUUAAAAUGUAUUCACACCUUGACAUCACUAAUUAUUUAGUAGUAACAUGCAAAAA
This is a messenger RNA of Hirundo rustica (Barn swallow), 1606 nucleotides long. RefSeq names its product shisa family member 3 (gene SHISA3). The record is from RefSeq and is a predicted model, not a curated record. Lineage: Eukaryota; Metazoa; Chordata; Aves; Passeriformes; Hirundinidae. Bases 1 to 747 code for a protein of 248 amino acids. The transcript has 2 exons.